AUGCCCUCAGGGAACCAGACCUCUGUGACUGAAUUUAUCUUCUUAAGUUUCUCCAGUUCCCAUGGACUCCAGAUCUUUCUCUUUGUCUUCCUCUCACUGGUAUACAUGCUCACCAUUACAGGGAACAUUGCUAUUAUUGUCAUAGUUCAGACAAGCCAGCAGCUUCACACUCCCAUGUAUCUAUUUCUAAGCAAUCUAGCCAUGAUGGAGAUUGGGCAUAUGAGCAACACUAUACCCAAAAUGCUAGUGGACUUCCUAGCAGGGAGGAAGUCCAUCAGUGUAUCAGGCUGCAUUACACAGCUCUACUUCAACAUCUUCCUUGGGGCUACUGAGAACUUCCUUUUGGUGGCCAUGGCCUAUGAUCGUUACUUAGCCAUCUGCCACCCAUUGAACUACGCAACUGUCAUGAAUGCCAGAAUCUGUGGCCGCCUGGCAUUUAGUUGCUGGGUGAGUGGAUUCCUUGUUCCCCUUUUCCCCUCAGUCUUUCUCUACCAACUGUCUUUUUGUGGCCCCAGGAAGAUAGAUCAUUUCUUUUGUGACUUGGCUCCUGUUUUGCAGCUCUCAUGCACAGAUACUUCCAUUAGUGAAAUCAGCUUCCUUUCCUGCACAUGGACUGUGGUGUUGGGCUGCUUCAUGCUCAUAAUGGCAUCCUAUGUGCAUAUUAUCUAUGCUGUCCUGAGGAUGCCAUCCAUUGCAGGGCAACACAAAGCCUUCUCCACUUGCACAGCUCACCUGAUUGUGGUGGCUAUAUACUAUGGAUCCACCAUUUAUAUGUACGUGAGGCCAUCAGUGGGUUAUACCGUUAGGUCUGACAAAGUAGUGUCUGUUUUCUACUGUGUUGUAACUCCAUUUCUGAAUCCUUUCAUUUACAGCCUGAGGAACAGGGAAGUUCGUGAGGCUUUCAGGACUGCCCUAGCAAAGACAAGAGAUGUCUCCAAACAUGUUGCAUAA
Molecule: messenger RNA, 951 nt
Organism: Dromaius novaehollandiae (emu)
Lineage: Eukaryota; Metazoa; Chordata; Aves; Casuariiformes; Dromaiidae
Product: olfactory receptor 6N1-like
Exons: 1
Coding region: 1-951 (316 amino acids)
Biological process (GO): G protein-coupled receptor signaling pathway
Cellular component (GO): membrane
Molecular function (GO): olfactory receptor activity; G protein-coupled receptor activity
Source: RefSeq, a predicted model, not a curated record